AUGGCAACCCAACAACCCCUCUCCAAAACCCCCCCAUUCACCACGGCCCUCCUAGCCGGCGGCAUAGCAGGCACGACAGUCGACCUCUCGCUCUUCCCUCUCGACACGCUCAAGACCCGUCUCCAGUCCCGCGCCGGCUUCUUCGCCUCGGGCGGUUUCCGCGGUGUAUACCGAGGCGUGGGUUCCGCUGUCGUCGGAUCCGCGCCCGGUGCAGCCUUUUUUUUCUGCACCUACGAAGGCGUGAAAGACGUGCUGUCGCGCGCUCGGCGGCGGCGUCAUUCCGGAGACGAUGAUGAUGCUCUAGGACUUCGAGCAGGAGGAGGAAGAGGAAGAGGAGCAAGCACCUGGGCCGAGCCCCUCGAGCACAUGGCCGCCGCGAGCUUGGGCGAGGUCGCCGCGUGCGCCGUCCGCGUGCCCACCGAAGUCGUCAAGCAGCGCGCGCAGGCGGGUCACCACGGCGGAUCGAGCGCCGGUGCGUUGCGCGCCAUUCUGCAGCAAUACGGGACCGUUGGGUUCGGGGGUGUCUGGCGCGAGCUGUACCGCGGCUGGGGCAUCACCGUCAUGCGCGAGGUUCCUUUCACAGUUAUACAGUUCCCGCUCUGGGAAGCGCUCAAGGACUGGGGUCGUCGGCGGAGUCAGGGAAUGAAUGCAGGGGGCGUCGACGUCGGUGCCGGUGAAAGCGCGCUCUAUGGAUGUAUAUCAGGUGCUGUGGCAGCUGGCAUCACUACACCCUUGGACGUCCUGAAAACGCGCGUCAUGUUGUCCCAGGAGAGGGAGAGUGUCCUCACCGUGCUACGCGAUUUGUUCAACAAUCAUGGAGUACGUCCCUUCUUCGCCGGGAUCGGACCCAGGGUCGCUUGGAUCAGUGCUGGGGGCGCUAUUUUCCUCGGUAGCUACCAAUGGGCCGCCAACGCUCUGCAGAGUAGUUUGUGA
Molecule: messenger RNA, 933 nt
Organism: Xylaria bambusicola
Lineage: Eukaryota; Fungi; Ascomycota; Sordariomycetes; Xylariales; Xylariaceae
Product: mitochondrial carrier domain-containing protein
Exons: 1
Coding region: 1-933 (310 amino acids)
Biological process (GO): transmembrane transport
Cellular component (GO): mitochondrial inner membrane
Molecular function (GO): S-adenosyl-L-methionine transmembrane transporter activity
Source: RefSeq, a predicted model, not a curated record